Messenger RNA from Paramecium sonneborni, 690 nucleotides. The record is from the annotation of a GenBank genome assembly. NCBI's taxonomy places the organism in Eukaryota, Ciliophora, Oligohymenophorea, Peniculida, Parameciidae.
AUGUCAUAUCAUUAUUUAUUUAAAUUUCUCAUAGUAGGAGAUUAAGGUAAUAGUUAUAUAAUAGUAUGAAGAUGUUGGAAAAUCUUGUAUUUAUUCAUAAUUUUUGCAUUAAAAUUAUAGAGAAAAUUAUGAUAUGACAGUGGGAAUAGAAUUUGGAUCGAAAACUUUGGAAUUAGAGAAUAAACAAAUAAAAUUAUAAAUUUGGGAUACUGCGGGCUAAGAAAUAUUUAGAUCUAUUACAAGAUAAUAUUAUAGAUCAGCAAUAGGAGCAAUAUUAGUUUAUGAUAUCACAAAAAGAGAAUCAUUCUAAAAUGUUCAAUAAUGGAUUAGAGAGUGUUAGGAACAAGGCACAUAAGAUAUGGUUUUAAUGUUAGUCGGAAAUAAAGUUGAUUUAAAAACAUAGUAUAAUAUUCAUAAUAUAUUUGUCGUAAAGUUUCCUAAUAAGAAGGAUAAGAAUUAGCGAAUGAAAAUAAUAUAUUAUUUAUUGAAACAAGUGCAAAGAAUAAUUUAAACAUUAGUGAAGUAAAUUUUUAACUUAUUUUAUAGACUUUCUAAUAAGCUGCAUUAAAAGUCUUGAAAUAUGUAGAGAGUAAUUAACACAAAAAUGAAAUAAUAGGAGUUCGAACUGGAUAGGCUAUUAAUAAUAUUUCAGUUUAAUCAAAUAAUUCAAAAUCAGGUGGAUGUUGCUGA